Messenger RNA from Schizophyllum commune H4-8, 3675 nucleotides. RefSeq lists its product as uncharacterized. Gene Ontology annotation, cellular component: nuclear pore outer ring. The transcript has 20 exons. The record is from RefSeq and is a predicted model, not a curated record. The coding region runs from base 69 to 3611 and encodes 1180 amino acids. NCBI's taxonomy places the organism in Eukaryota, Fungi, Basidiomycota, Agaricomycetes, Agaricales, Schizophyllaceae. Gene Ontology annotation, molecular function: protein binding; structural constituent of nuclear pore. Gene Ontology annotation, biological process: protein import into nucleus; poly(A)+ mRNA export from nucleus; transcription-dependent tethering of RNA polymerase II gene DNA at nuclear periphery.
GACAGCGCACGUGGACCGCGACGACGCGAUCGAACUCGACGCGCGCCUCGUUCCCCACCGCCAUCAUCAUGGCCACCUUCUCCCCAGCCCCUGCGCACCGCCGCGCUUCCCUUAUGCGCACCUCCCCGAGAGCGGGGGGCAGCAGGAAGCCCUCACGAAUGAGUUUGACGCCGUUCAGCGACGCAUACACCGAAGAGACGGGCAUGGAUGUUGACGAGGGUUCCACGGCACCAACAGAGACGGCGGUGAAGGCAAAACCGUCGAAAGAGCUGCUCUACGCCAACUCGAGAGAAUUCAAGGUGUCUUACUACGCUGGUCUGCCAUUGGAAGUCAAGACAGCGCUUCAAAAGAACAAUAACUUCGAGUACGAUAGCAUAUACUCGGGCUCAAUCGAUGCGCAGACUGGCUUUGCGCUCGUUGCGUCUGCAGAGACGUGCUACGUGUGGCAACACGCGCAGGCUGUCUCUGGCAUUCCAACAUGCUAUAUCUUCGCAUGCCCUGUCAACCCAGACGACUACAUGACACCGCCACUUCACUCUCUCAUUCCGUACGGCGUAGGCCGCGAGCCAGGACUACUCUUGAUGAAUCACGCAGGCAAGGUUCGCCUCUGGGACAGCAUCAGCAUCGGGCUCGCUGGUGGGGGCAACUACACGGAGGCUUCACUCAACCUUGGACCCUACGAGACUGUCUCGCACCUUGUGCGCACACACCCCCAAACCUUCGUCGCCUCGACCACACAGGGUCAGUUCUUCAAGAUCAUCCACACUGCUGUCGGCGGCAAGCACCACAUUACCGUCCAGACAUUCUCUCGCCCCGCGCAGUCUUCCUUUGCCCGCUUCACCUCUCUUCUGCUCGCUACGCAGACUGAGGGAAUCUUGAUUCCUGAGACCGGACCCAUCGCCUCCGUUGCACUUGGCCGCGACUCUUCGUCCGGUGGUCAGGAUAUCUGGGCCCUUGUCGGUUCGCACAUUCAACGCUGGGACAUGAAGCCGGACGGCUGGGAGGAAGCGCUGCUCGACGCGGAUGUGUUGGAGCUCAUAUGCGACGCGCUGCGUGAGCGAUUUGGUGCUGCCAUCCCCGAUCUGAGCCGCGACUUGGGCUUGGAAUGCAAUGAUGUGCAGAUGGAUAGCGAGGGAAAACUCAUCGUGCUGGUGUCUUAUACACCAGUGGAUGUCAGCGGGUCAGAUAUGGCGAUUGAUACGGGUAGCCACGUCAAGCGAGUCUUCUCGCUCAUGAAGUUGACGUAUCUUGGGGACACCUUCCGCGUCGACGACGUCCGCGUGGUGCCAUACCAGAGGAACAAAGAGUCCGGCGCUCCCGUCCAACCGCGCCUGAAGCUUGUUGCUGGUGGCGAAGUCGUGGCCAUUCAGUUCGGUAACGCAAUUGCCUUUUGCUCUUUAGUAUCUGAGUACUGCGACCGCCUCGAGCUCUACGGCGUCACCGACCGCGUCCUCGGUAUGGGUGUACCGGAAGACUCAAAUACAGUACUGGCGAUGACGGUGGGUAUUAUGAUCAAGACGACAAUCGAUUUGGAAGCUAUCAGGGACUAUGACCCUUACACCGGCCGCGCCGAGCUCAUCAAGUCGACCAUGAUGCAGGCUAUCUUGUAUGGGGCAAUGCCUGAAAACCCUUUACGAUUUAGCUUCCCGCCCGAGGUCGACGCUGACAGCCUGAUGCAAGGCGCGAUGCAGCUCAGUAGAGCCGUGUUGCGGUCGGACCCGGACAUCAUACGCAAGAACGACGACCUCACAGCGCAGCUCUCCGAGCAAAAAGCGCGCCUAAAUUGGCUCAUCACGUUCAUCAACUCGAACGGUGUUUUGCUCAAGAUGUCCCAAAAAUGCCGCCAGAUACUUGCCAUGGACGCGGAGAAGUUGAGCGCCGGUUUGCAGCUUUGGCAGGUAUAUGACGACCUUGUGGGGACACGACAGUCAUACAGCGUCAUUCGCGAGACAGUGCGCGUGACACUAGAGGCGCUGGACGAGACGGUGUACAAUGACUCGGCUCGAGCAUUCUUUGGGCAGUACUUGUCGGAUUUGGGAGAGCUGAUAGCCCAUGUGCCGGAAGUAUUGCAGCAUGCCGACUUGACGUCGGAUGUAGUACUGCUCGAGACGGCGAGCAUGGUUCUGACCAUCAUCGCGGCACCUGUCACGUUCCGAAAGAACAACAUGAACCUGUACAAGCUCGAGCUGCCCAUGCAGGAUCCGUGGACGAGCCAGCCGGCGGUCAUCAACGUCUUGCGCCAACUCUUUGACGCGUUGGAGGCAGCUAUGGAGGGCACGAAUGCCUGGUCCGAUGGUAAGGAGCCACUCGCCGAUGUUGCGGGUAUGCUGCUGCACACGAUUGAGGAGCGGUUGGCAUGGCUGGGCAGCCCUGCGGCUUUGGACCAGCCCUCUCUGCAGAGGGAGCGCAGCGAGUACCAGCUGCUUUUGCGCCAGGAGCGACCGCGUAUGCUGCAUAGUCUGCACAGACACGGCCUCCCUCUCGACGCCUACCAUCUCGCGGAGCGGUAUCAGGACUUCAGCACGCUCGUCGCACUGUGCAAUAAGGGCCAGGUCUUCCCGCCGGAGCAGAACCCUGAAGCGGACAAAAUCAGAACGUACGCGGAAUUAUACAACACGAAGUUCACGAGGGAGCUAUACGAGUAUUAUAUCCAGAAUGCCGAACUACGCGUGAUCUUCGCGCUGGAUGAUGUCCAUAAACCUUUCCUGGAGGAUUUCUUCAGCCAGGGGCCUCGGCAGAAUAUCUCGUGGCUGUACGAGCUGACGAAGGACAACUUGAACGUGGUCCCGCCAUUGUUGUUGGACGAUGCGCACAAGGCGACGAACCUGGAAGCACGGCAUCUCAUGCUGAGUAUCGGCAAGCUCGCGCAGCUGGCCGUUGUGCAGGAACAAGGAAAGACGUUGCCCGCUGCGAAGGAUGUGCUCGACACCUUCCACGACGAGCUCGACUUCGUCAGCGUGCAUGAGACCAUAGUCGCGGACCUUCAGCUGGCGCUCUCGACGCAACGGGGGAGGCAAUCUCACGACGCGCAAGCGGAGUAUAUCUUGAAGACGCAGGCGAAGCGGCUCAAUGGAACACCAGCGUUCGCUCGGAUCUUCCGAGAAUACGUUCGGACUUUGUUACAAGGCAACGUGCUUUCGGUCGAGGACAUGGUCGACGUUCUCUCAAUGCGCGACAACUCGGAGUCUCCCGAUGAUUAUGUGAUUGCACUGAGGUUGCUGUGGGGUUCAGACGAUACCCCCCAGAGCCGCCGCCAAUCUGCCCUGGGCGCCGUCUGGCGCAGGAUAUAUCUGCACGACGACUGGAACAUGAUCCGUGACACGGCCAACGUAUCGGACGCAGAGCUCAACCAGCGGUAUCGUGAUACAGCUCUGUACCGUACAUUGCGCGAAGUUCGCUCUCGAGCGGACUACGUCUCACCGGACGAGGCUGCUGCUGCACAGCCGACAUCUGCAGAGAUUGCGGCGCGCUGGCCAGGACUCGCGAACGAUCAGGUCGACUCCUUGCUGGACGACUACGCGACCGAGGGGCGGGUGCUUGAGGAGUAUGACCUAGAGAAUGUGUGCGCGAGGAUUGUGACGCUGGCAGAGGAGGAUUUGGAUGGGGAGUAGAGGAUCUGUACUAUGUAGUGUUGUGUAACGAUUCGGGACAAUUCACAGUGAUGGAGACCCCAAA